This is a messenger RNA of Aspergillus clavatus NRRL 1, 720 nucleotides long. Its product is annotated as centromere protein H. Lineage: Eukaryota; Fungi; Ascomycota; Eurotiomycetes; Eurotiales; Aspergillaceae. The transcript is spliced from 3 exons. Gene Ontology annotation, biological process: kinetochore assembly. Gene Ontology annotation, cellular component: kinetochore. The record is from RefSeq and is a predicted model, not a curated record. The coding region runs from base 1 to 720 and encodes 239 amino acids.
AUGGCAUCUGCAAAGAUCCAACCCCUGCCUCACCUGAGUCCUGGUGAGGUUUCCUUGCUGGAGCUUGCGGCUGAUGACCCUCGCGAUGUGAUCUCGUUGUCCAAGAAGGAGGCAUUAAUUCUGCGCCUCUAUGAUCAAAUCCAGGAACAAGAGCUGGAAACAGCACUCCUCAAAGAGGAUUUGGAAUCAUCCUCUGGCGACAAUCCAGAUGAGCAACUUGCAGUGGCAGAACGUGAGCUGCUUGAGGCAAGGGCCACUUAUACGGUCAAGAAAAAAGCAGUCGGUACUGUUCUGAUGACCGACCCUACAUUAAAAGCGGUUCAUCUGAGAGCCACAUCGCCUGCUGAAAGGGCUCUUUUACCCCUGAUCAAUCGCCGUGAUGUGCUUUCCUUGGCGUAUGAGAAUCUGACUACUGCGGACAAUGCUACAUUGAGAGAGUUAUCCAAUGUAGAGGUACAGAAUCUGCAGCUCAAUCAGAGGAACCAAGAACUUGUCGGUCAGCUUCUGGACAUGACGAAGGACGAUAUGUCGUGGAGGGAAGAUCUUCAGGACGAGGACCUUCGGGCGCAACUGGAAGAGCUGGAAUCUGAACGAAGAAAGAGCAGAGCCAGAUGGGAGACGAUGAAGAGCAUCGCAAGUGCUAUUGUUGUGGGGAGCGGAGUGAAUUGGGCCGAAGAUGAUUCACUUACAGCACUUGUGCUGGACGAACAUGACGACUAA